CCUAGCUGCACAAGUCCGCCACUUUGACAUUCCAAGUGGUAACAUGGUCAAUGUCUGCAGCAGUGCCAUCUUAGAAGGAGCACUGCGAGCAUUCCACCGCCGGACCUUCAGUCCUGAGGCAAGGCUAAGCCUUGUGUUUCUGGAUGACUCUAUGCAGGCGGAGGGUGCUGUUGAUGAGGGUGGGCCCUCUAGGGAGUUUUUCAGACUCCUUUUAAGGGCCAUCAAAGAUAGUACCCUCUUUACUGGCCCCGAGUCAUCAAAAAAUCUGUCUUUGGACAGCCAUGCUUUGCAGAGAGGGUUGUACAAGACAUUUGGGACAAUGAUUGCAGUGGCCUUUGUUCACGGAGGAGUGGCCCCUCUGUUUUUCUCUGAGAGGCUUUAUAACAGCCUCUGCCAACUGACCAUGCAACCUCCAACCCUGGAUGAAGUCACUGAUGGAGACCUCAGAGAGAAGCUAAAAAAGAUAAGUGAAGCAGCAAAUCUCAUGGAGGCCAGAGCAGCUGUUGAGGAGGCUGCUGAGAGUCUAUCGCUGUUGGGGUCACUGAGGCACAUUGUGUCCAUGGAGGGGCGGGACCAAUUGGUUGAAGCUGCAACCUCUUUUUAUGUAGAGGGAAGAAUUAAGGAGCCCUUGGAGCAAUUUGCUAUGGGCCUCAGCACCCUGGGCGUUCUGGGUGUAAUGCGGUCCCAUCCAACUUUGAUGCGCGAUGUUUUCGCCAAAAGCAAUGAGGCUCUUCAGGCGGCUACUCUCAUGCAUUUAUUUGGGGUCCAAGGAUCCUGCCAAGGGAGCAACAGGUGGCAUGCCGAGAGGCGUACAGAGGGAUUUUGGAGGGACUAUCUCCUUGAUAUUGAAGAUGGUGCAAUGGAGGUGACACUGGAGCAAGUCCUUGUCUUUGUUUCUGGUGCGGACAGGAUCCCAGUGCUUGGAUUUACUCCAAGACCAACCCUGUCUUUCCUACAUGAACAUGGAAAAAUAUUCCCGGAGGCAAACACUUGCAUUGUCAACUUGAAGUUGCCAAUUCACCAGAACUAUGAAAAUUUCUGCAAGUACAUGUCAGAGGGGAUCAUACAGUCCCCUACGUUUGGCAUGGCAUAGAGCCCCCACCCCACUACCACCUGCCAUCACCACCACCUCUGAGUUAUUGGUUUGUUUUGUUGGUUGGUUUGUUUUGUUGGUUGGUUUGU
Molecule: messenger RNA, 1182 nt
Organism: Melanotaenia boesemani (Boeseman's rainbowfish)
Lineage: Eukaryota; Metazoa; Chordata; Actinopteri; Atheriniformes; Melanotaeniidae
Product: G2/M phase-specific E3 ubiquitin-protein ligase
Exons: 5
Coding region: 44-1093 (349 amino acids)
Cellular component (GO): nucleus
Molecular function (GO): ubiquitin-protein transferase activity
Source: RefSeq, a predicted model, not a curated record